AUGCACUCUAAUUGGGAGAAUUACAUUUCUGGUGCCUGGCUGCAUGAUCCAGAAUUCAACUUACCUGUGUGGUUUCAGAGGCACAUCACAUUCAAGCUGGGCCAUUUCCAUGGCUAUAAGGGUGGUGAGGAAAUGAGUUAUGCUUUGGCGCUUGGUGUGGAAGCCACUCUGAGUGACAAGUUUCCUUAUCUGGAUGGCACUGAACCAGAGAAUACCACUAUACUGUGGUUUCAUUGUAUUCAAGCUAGUGACGAGGUGGUCAUAGAAGACCAUUACCUCAACAUUCUUGCUGUGGUGCCCAACGCGGCACUGCAGAAUGCCUAUCAUGACGUCUGUAAUGCUUAUGCAUGGGCAGAUGAUCUCAGGGAAGCUCUCAGGGUGCUCUUUGAUCAGACAAUCAGAGAAGCUCAUUUUAAAAUGAUUAAGCUCAGAACUAUGGGAAUUUCUUUGAGGAAUGACCCGCUGCCCGCUGUGCAAUGCAACUGUGUGAUCCCUGAACUGCCCACUAUAGUGAUAGAUGUGAAUGGUCACCCAGCUCAUGCCUUGUUAGACACUGGGUCUAUGGCUGAUUUCAUCUUCGCAUGGCUGGUUCAUCAGCUGGGACUGAAGUCCUUUGAAUUGGCCAAACCGUUGCCUGUGCACCUUGCUGUGCAGGGAUCAAGGUCUAAGAUCCACUCCAGAUUGGCACUUGGAUUCAAUCCUACAACGGUAGAGAUAGGCAGUACCAAAUUGCUUCCCGUUGAAGGAAAGCAAUCGAAGGUUCUGGAAUCUCAGGCUACAGAGACUGUGUGCGAAUAUCUUCCUCAGGAUUCACCCCUGCUGCCUCUGCAUGCGAUUGAUCAUGUCUAUACUUGGUGA
Messenger RNA from Laetiporus sulphureus 93-53, 858 nucleotides. RefSeq lists its product as uncharacterized. The record is from RefSeq and is a predicted model, not a curated record. The coding region runs from base 1 to 858 and encodes 285 amino acids. NCBI's taxonomy places the organism in Eukaryota, Fungi, Basidiomycota, Agaricomycetes, Polyporales, Laetiporaceae. The transcript has 8 exons.